Messenger RNA from Batrachochytrium dendrobatidis JAM81, 855 nucleotides. RefSeq lists its product as uncharacterized. NCBI's taxonomy places the organism in Eukaryota, Fungi, Chytridiomycota, Chytridiomycetes, Rhizophydiales. The coding region runs from base 1 to 855 and encodes 284 amino acids. The record is from RefSeq and is a predicted model, not a curated record. Gene Ontology annotation, biological process: lipid metabolic process. The transcript has 6 exons.
AUGGUGAUCAUUUUCGCCUCAUUUGAUUGUCCGAACGUCAACUUGGAUGGCGAAUGGGAUUGCGGGGUUUACUGCGAAGGAUAUGCCAAAGAUACCUUUGUUGUAGCUGUUCUUGAAGAUUCUGGCUCGUCAAUGUUUCAAGCGGGGGUUGGAGUCAUUGCCAUUAAUGAUAAUAAUCGGGAGAUAUAUGUUAUUAUGAAAGGCACAUCUCAUAUUGGCAACUGGUUUUCAAACGCUCAAAUGUCUAUGACGGAUAUCAGUGAUGGCAUAUUUCCAAAAUCGUCUGCUCGGAUCCCAUCUGGGGCUAGUGUACACUCUGGGUUUUUGAACAUCUACUUGGAAGUGUCUAAAAAACUCAAGCAUAUUCUUAAAAGUUUAAUGCGAUCCAAUCCCACUUAUAGCAUCAAGUUUAUUGGCCACUCGCUUGGCGCUGCACUUGCCACGAUUGCUAUAUCUGAUGCAGCUACCACGUUUGGUCCCGCCCGGUCCCGAAACAUGCAUCUAUAUUCAUAUGGAAGUCCUCGUGUUGGAGAUGCUAUAUUUGUUGAGUGGAUUUCAACCCUCAACAUCGGCUCUCUUCAUCGUAUUAUAAACGUCAAUGAUCCAGUCACUCAAAUGCCCGGAUUAUUUUUGGGAUACAAACAUAUCAAAACCACCUCUGGAUUUGAUAAUAAUUUUGGUGCUAUCCCCUGUACUGAAGAAGAGACUAGCGGCGAAUCUUUGGACUGCGAUCAAGUCAGUAUGAUGAAUCCAGAUAUCAGAUCACAUACGACUGGAUAUUUCUACUCAUCUGGAUGCAAACCACACCGUAUCGAAAUGGACAAAAACAAAUUACCCGCAAAACAUUAUACUUGA